AUGGCAAUAAUCAUUGCCGGCAUCGUCGUCUUCGUUGGUUACAUGGUAAUUCACCCAAGAGUUCCGGUCAUCAGCGUUGUCGGUGCUUAUCUCCCUCAUUUCAACUACGACGAAGCAGGGGUACUUGUAACGCAAGUAAACAUCCUGGUAAGGUCGAAGAAUGACAACAUGAAGGCCCAUGCCAGGUUCUCAAAUUUCAAUCUUGAGCUGUUCUUUGAUGGGAAUAGGAUAGCAGUAUUGUCAACUGCGACUCCAUAUGAGGUGAAGAAGAAUAGUUCAGUUGAUUUUAACUAUGAAUACACCUCGGAUCCAAUACCAUUAAAUCCUGUGCAAAUGAAUCAUGUGGAUGAAUCCCUUAAAAAGGAUGAGGUGAGUUUUGAGUUGAAAGGGGGUGUAAGAACUCAGUGGAGAGUUGGGGUUCUUGGCUCAGUUAAGUUCUUGUGUCACUUGAAUUGUCAACUACAAUUUCACCCAUCAAAUGGAAGCUACAUAACAAGACGUUGCUCCUCCAGGUCUAAGUGA
This is a messenger RNA of Populus euphratica (Euphrates poplar), 522 nucleotides long. RefSeq lists its product as uncharacterized. Gene Ontology annotation, biological process: defense response to other organism. The transcript has a single exon. Lineage: Eukaryota; Viridiplantae; Streptophyta; Magnoliopsida; Malpighiales; Salicaceae. Gene Ontology annotation, cellular component: plasma membrane. Bases 1 to 522 code for a protein of 173 amino acids. The record is from RefSeq and is a predicted model, not a curated record.